AUGCUUGGAGAUUCUGAGUCUGCGGGAGUCAUGUCAGGGGACCCUGGGAGCCAAUCUGCUUGAGCUUCUGCGUGAUAAUUAUUCAUGGGCUCCUGCCCCUCGCUCUUUCUCUAGCACGGUCCCACUCUGCAGACUCAGUGCCUUACUCAGACUCCUCUCUCGCUCUCUCCGCGGCGACAGCCGGACCCUUCUCCUUUGCCUUCGCCACCGCUCUGUGCGUGCACAUCUCUACAAUGGCUAAAACAGCAAUGGCCUACAAGGAGAAAAUGAAGGAGCUGUCCAUGCUGUCACUGAUCUGCUCCUGCUUCUACCCAGAGCCCCGCAACAUCAACAUCUACACUUAUGACGACAUGGAGGUGAAGCAGAUCAACAAGCGUGCCUCCGGCCAGGCUUUUGAGCUCAUCUUAAAGCCACCAUCUCCCAUCUCAGAAGCUCCACGAACUUUAGCUUCUCCAAAGAAGAAAGACCUGUCUCUGGAGGAGAUCCAGAAAAAGCUGGAGGCUGCAGAGGAACGAAGAAAGUCUCAGGAGGCUCAGGUGCUGAAACAACUGGCCGAGAAGAGGGAGCACGAGCGAGAAGUCCUCCAGAAGGCUUUGGAGGAGAACAACAACUUCAGCAAGAUGGCGGAGGAGAAGCUGAUCCUGAAAAUGGAACAAAUUAAGGAAAACCGCGAGGCUAAUCUAGCUGCUAUCAUUGAACGUCUGCAGGAAAAGGAGAGGCACGCCGCAGAGGUACGCAGGAACAAGGAGCUGCAGGUCGAACUCUCUGGCUGAAGCAGUGGCGGGUACGGCACGCCCCUCCCGUAGUAAAUCCCCCUGCCUAUAUUAUAACAGAUCAUGCGAUAUCAGUACGGGAAAUGUAUGACAUGGUUUAAAAAGAACUCAUUAUUAAAAACAAAUCAAAACAAAACAAAACAAAAAAACAGAAUCAAAAAUAAAAUACAAAUCAA
This is a messenger RNA of Meriones unguiculatus (Mongolian gerbil), 949 nucleotides long. It is a transcript of the gene Stmn2, whose product is annotated as stathmin 2. The transcript is spliced from 5 exons. Gene Ontology annotation, biological process: microtubule depolymerization; regulation of microtubule polymerization or depolymerization; neuron projection development. Gene Ontology annotation, cellular component: growth cone; cytoplasm; neuron projection. The record is from RefSeq and is a predicted model, not a curated record. Gene Ontology annotation, molecular function: tubulin binding. Lineage: Eukaryota; Metazoa; Chordata; Mammalia; Rodentia; Muridae. The coding region runs from base 234 to 773 and encodes 179 amino acids.